UUAAAGUUUAUCUAUGUUUCUCCGAUUCUAAUUUCCAGCUGCCAAUCACUGCCCUACAUAUUCCGCACCUUAUCAUUUCUCAUCAUCCUUCCGUUUCCAAUUCCAACUCUCCCUUCUCCCCCUUGACUUUCUCUUCCACAUUCUCCCUCUUGGUUUUUUUUUUCGUUCUUCAAAUUUUUUUUUUCAACCCAGAUUGUCCCUUUUAAGACAAUAAUAUUCCAUCACAAUCAUCGCCAAAUUCCGAUUUCUGCCCUCCAGAACCGUCUCUCAAAAGUUUGCUUUUUAUUUUCUCUUCCCCGAGAUGGUGAUCAUUGCGAGCAUUUAAAAAAAGUUUUAUAUACUUUUCAGCCUGACCCGACCCGAAAAUGCCCAUGGACCGAAACCUAAAAUCGGAGAGCAUGAGAUCGCACACCGUACUCUCAAUCGAAUGCCUGAAAGGGAGUUCAAAAGCAGACGAAUGGACCGGAGAUAUGCUCCAGACUGGUGAUAUUGUUGAGGAGAUUCGAAUUGGAUCCGGCUCUGGUCUCACCCAUAAGGCACCUUUUAAAGGCGGCAAGAGCGGAGUCCAGAAGGUUCUUCACAGCUCGUAUAAGAAUAAGGAGACGUUGAUUCUCGUCCGAGUCAGGCGAGGCAUUGACGAGUUCGCUGAGUUGCAGGCCUGUAUCGUGCCUAACGCUUCUGGCGGGAAAAAGCAAUAUAUGUUGAGGUCUAUAGCGGAUGCCAAUUACACUGUGGGGUUUUCGGAUCGCACUGAAUCCGAGUGCCUCGAGUUGCAAGCUUCAAGGAACUCCAGGAUGGUCAGUGAACUAACAACGACAAGGCUUCAGGAUGGAUAUGUCCCAUAUCCAUGGGAGAGGAGGAUGCAGCAGGUGCUAUCAAUUCCCAACGCCAGCUGUUUUCUUUCUGUUCUUCUCCUUCCAAAAGCUUCAGAUCGAGUGGCUUCUCGAUACAACGACUUGGAGGAUACUCUUGCCCGAGCAAAUGCUUGGCUAAAUGCAUCUCAGGCCUCUGGUGUCCCCAUUGUUUUCAUGAAUAUCCAGACUGAAUCCCUGCUUACUAAGAUCUCUGGAGAGACGGCCUCAGCUAGUGUAAAUGCUGGAUCAUUAUCUGACUUAUCAAACCAAGCCAAUGCAAGCCUAUAUGGUUUUGAGGACUACCAUGGGAUCGACAUUGGAGUUGUUCGAGCAGUUCGUCUAUGGUAUGCCCCACUUGCAGGAGAAAUUGCAAUUGAGAUCAAACUAAAAGAGGAUGACACAAAGCUCGGGUUCGCCAUUAGCCGCACAAAAGAGGGAUUCAUCUAUAUAUCAUCUGUUAUCGAUGGGGAUGAAAAUGUGCCUUCAACAAGAUCGGGACUCAGCACCCUCUAUAAAGAAUCAGUGAGUGCAUGUAGGCUGAUGGUUGUCUCAAGACUAUCAAAUCAGAAGGUUCUUCCAUGGAUGGUUUCUUCAACAGGAGCUGUUCGAUGCUUUGAUACUGUUUCCCUAAGUCAGAAGCUCUCAUUACACCGACAUGCCAAGGUGCCUAUUCUUAUGCAUGUCUUGUUGUGGGAUCAAUCAUUGGUUUCCCAAGGUUUUGGUAGUGCCAGGCUUCAGGUUCCUUCUCCAUCAGUGUUACCAUUGCCAGCUGAAGUUAGAUUAGCCCACCAACCCAAUGACAAUCAAAUACUGCCUCUGCCACAUGAAGAACCAAAUGAGAGCAUUGUCACAAGCGAGCAGGCAGAUGACAAACUACAGCGAGACACUGCUGGGGAGGUCUCCUUCAGAUUUCAUGAGUUUUUACUUCCAAACAACUGGUUAUGAUUUUUCUCAGCUUCAUUGUGUAUAUAUCAAAAAAUUUCAUACAUUAGAAAGCAAGUCCUUUGAUCGAAGCUGCUCAGAAUUAGGUAGAAUGGUCUAGAAAAUUCAGAAGACUUGUAAAUUUCAUACGUCAUAUUUAGAAAUGGAUACAUGGCUUCUGGAUGCACUCUUUGUUAUGUCUAUCAUACGGGAACUUUGUCGCA
Durio zibethinus is the source of this 1999-nucleotide messenger RNA. RefSeq lists its product as uncharacterized. The record is from RefSeq and is a predicted model, not a curated record. NCBI's taxonomy places the organism in Eukaryota, Viridiplantae, Streptophyta, Magnoliopsida, Malvales, Malvaceae.